AUUUAAUAUUCACGACUUUGUUAUUUUUUCAGUAACAUAAACUAAAUUGCAAAAUUUCAGGUAAACAAAUAGAAAUGCCAGAAAGAAUAAACAUUGAUGCCCCACUGUGGGAUCAAAGCACUUUUGUGGGAAGAUUCAAGCAUUUUUUGUGGGUUACCGAUCCUAGAACUUGUGUAGUAAGUGAAGAUACACUAGACAAUGCUAAGAUUUUAGUAGAACAAUAUAGGAAUCGUAGUGAACCUCCAGGCACAAGUUUAGAACAGGUUAUUUAUGCCAAAAAAUUGUACGAGAGUGCAUUUCAUCCAGACAGUGGAGAAAAACAAAAUGUUUUUGGAAGAAUGUCCUUUCAAGUGCCCGGGGGCAUGGCUAUCACUGGGGCUAUGUUACAGUUUUACAGAACGGCCCCGGCUGUUGUUUUCUGGCAAUGGGUCAAUCAGUCCUUUAACGCACUAGUCAACUACACAAACAGAAACGCAAAAUCGCCAACAUCCACCACCCAACUAUUAGUAGCAUAUGUCACGGCAACCUCUUCAGCCAUGGGUACAGCCCUAGGUUGCAAGUAUUACUGGACCAAGAGAGCCAGUCCUUUUGUCCAGCGUUAUGUUCCAUUUGCUGCCGUGGCAGCAGCAAAUUGCGUAAACAUACCAUUAAUGCGUCAAAAUGAAAUUUUGGGCGGUAUCGAUUGCACGGACGAGAAAGGCAAAAUUAUUGGACAAUCAAAAUUGGCGGCGGCUAAAGGAAUAACGCAAGUAAUUGUUUCUCGUAUCACAAUGUGCGCUCCAGGCAUGUUGAUAUUGCCGGUUAUCAUGGAAAGACUGGAGAAAUACCCCUUGAUGCAGAGAAUCACUCCAUUGCAUGGGCCCAUCCAGGUCAUGAUGGUUGGAUGCUUCUUAUCGUUCAUGGUACCCACUGCUUGUGGUCUGUUUCCCCAAAGAUGUUCUCUUAAAACAUCAACUUUAGCAUGGUUGGAACCAAAAACUUAUGAAAACAUGAAAAAAGCUACUGGAGACAAACUUCCUGAACGGAUUUACUUCAAUAAAGGUCUUUAAAUUAUGAUGUAAUUGAACCUUGAGACAAUAAUAAUAGUAUGGUAAGCUAAAUCGUAAGAAUCUCACUUAUUUGUUUCAAACAAAUUAAAACCAAUGCUAGUAAGCAUAGAGCUUAAAUAUACGAGGUAUAUUCUUAAUUAAACAUCUCAUUAAAUUAUUAAAAACCUAACAAAACACAUGGUUGUAGUCAAUUGUAGAGUACUGUGUAUGUUAAAUUAGCAAUGUUGAAAAAGUAAUUCAAAUAAUUUAAAAAUGUAUUUCUUUAUGACAAAACAAAAUGUUUUAUUUUCUACUAUAAAUUUCAGAGCAAUAUUAGUAAUUAUUGUAUUCACAAUAUUCAGGUUUUACAUUGUAUCACAGUAAUAACUAAGCAAUAAAUUAUACACCCCAUUGUUAUUUAUUUUUUUUGGCUAUUAAAACUGUUUUAAAGAUA
Molecule: messenger RNA, 1482 nt
Organism: Brassicogethes aeneus
Lineage: Eukaryota; Metazoa; Arthropoda; Insecta; Coleoptera; Nitidulidae
Source: the annotation of a GenBank genome assembly